Molecule: messenger RNA, 1518 nt
Organism: Rotaria sp. Silwood2
Lineage: Eukaryota; Metazoa; Rotifera; Eurotatoria; Philodinida; Philodinidae
Source: the annotation of a GenBank genome assembly
AUGGCAAUUUUUCUCCGAACAAAAGCUUCGGCUGAUAUUAAAAAAAUGGAAAAAACUGAUUCUAUAAAAAUAACAAUCAUGUCGGCAGCUGGUCGAAAAAAUGGGAAUGAUGAACAGGAUGAUAACCACGAUUGUUUGAAACUCAGUGGUUCUUAUUCACUCAUUAGUUUCGCACGAGAGAAAGUAGAAUAUUUUCUCGAAGGUUUAUUCGAACAAGAAAAACAAUUUCCUUGUCAGAGUUGGGACGUUUCAAAGAUUGUUUCCCAAAGUCUUCGUACACGUCUGAAAGAGCUACGAGAUUCGGAUGAUUGUGAAUCAAUAAGAUGGAUAAAAAUCUAUACAGCGAUAGAAAGAAGAGAAACUGCGCCAAAAGUUACUAUAUCAAUAGUUGGUUUGAACGAAGAAGCAGUUGAUAAUGUUACUGAACAAUGCCAAGAUGUUGUAGAAGGAUACGUUAUUUGGAAACUACCUGCGGAUGAGUACAGUGUGAUAGUUAAUGCAUUGUUAGUAAAAAAGUCGCCGUCUAUUGAAGAAUUUCGCCAGCAAUGGAAAACUGAUAUACGAUUAGAUCGAAAUACGAACACUAUCACUAUUCCUGCACGGUCGAAAAUGAUGACAGAUAAUAUCAAGGAAGCUCUACUAACAGAUAAAGCUUCUUCCACAUUAGAGACCAAUGAAAAUGACACCAGCCCGGCCAUAACUGUUGUUGUAAACAGUCGAGGUCAAGCAAUUGCCGUAGAGAAAGGUGAUAUCACAAAGGUAAAAAAUGUCGAUGUGAUUGUGAAUGCAGCAAAUGCAACAUUGUAUCAUGCAGGUGGCGUAGAUAAAGAGAUUGCUGAUGCUGCUGGUCCUGCACUUGAUCAAGAAUGUGGACAAAUAAUUGCUAAGAAUGGAGGUUUACCCAUUUCUGCUGGUAAAGCAGUCAAGACAACAGCUGGUAAUCUUCCUUUCAAGUGUGUGAUUCAUGCCAUUGGUCCUCAAUAUAAUGAUGAUGAUCAGCAAGCACGUCCAUUAUUAUUCUCUAGCGUCUUGUUUAGCUUGCGACUUGCUGAAUGUGAAAGUUAUACAAGUGUUGCUUUACCAGCCAUUAGCUCUAAAACUUACGGUUUUCCAUUAGAAGAUUGUACCAAUAUUGUGGUUCGAGCAGUAAAACAAUUCUUUGCUGAUUAUCCACAAUCACAUGUGAAAAAAGUUAUUCUAUUAGACAUGGAUGAUGCAGCUUGUAAUUCAUUUGCACGUGAAGUUGUUAUCGAUCAUAGAAAUGCACUUAUAGAGGAUGAUGAUAUUAUCAACUACGAGUUGUCCCCAUUAACGGCUAAAUGGUGUUGGCAAGAUGAUAAUGGUGAUAAAAUCAAUGAUGAAAAUCAUGCACGUCAAAUUGAAGCUGCAUCUCAACAUUACUUGAAAACUUUCUGCAUGCCAACAUGGGAUUCCCGAAUUUCGCUAAUAAGACUUUCGCCAACAGGACAUUUGCCAAUGGCGAAAGUCCACUGUAAUUUCGCCAAUAUGCCCCGGUGA